AUGGUGUCUUUGAGCGAUAUACAACCGUUAUUGCAUACUGCUAGAUUGUUCGGAUGUGGAUAUUACAUCGUCAGCGAGGACGAUAUUGUAACGAUGAAACACGGUGCAUUUUACUCGGUUUUAUCCGCGUUUCUGUACGCGAGUCUCUGCGUGGCAAAUUUUUAUAUGCUCCGAAUGGAUGAUAUACUGAGCCCGAGACUACUGAUACUUACCGUAGUGAGAACGGGCCUGUCAUAUGCUUGCGUCUUCAGCGAUAUCGCCAUGACGUUGCGGUACAAUUGGAAGAUACGAGCCGCGCUCUCGCACUUACGUAUUUUUGACCGAGCGACUAAAUAUAAGGAGCUGAAAAACUCUCACAGAAUGCGUUACUUCUGUUGGGCUUUAUCCUUCGUUAUUUUAUUGUUUUGGUCAAUAGUCGGGUACAUAACAUUUUGCGUCGAGCCCAAAGAUUCUGUGUUCAAUGGUGUAACUUAUGCCAUUGUUAAUGCGACGCUGUCGAUGCAACUGAUGACAUUCGUCGGCUUGUCAUCCCUUCUAUAUGGGAGAUUUCGCAGUCUUUGUGAAAUAUUACUGAUGCCUGAAGAUGGCAAAAUCAUGGUGGUGAAUCGAUCGAGCAGACAGUUUCGCCUGCAAGAGGUGUGGUGGUUGCACUCGUGUCUCGCCAACGCGACCGAGAUGAUAAACUCUGUGUAUGCGCUGCAGCUUCUGCUAUGGAUUUCCAGUAUGUCCUUCAACACCCUGACGCGCAUCUACACGAUCAAUGAGAGCGAAGCGAUACCUCUGCUAAUGAUGAGAGAGGUGUUGCUGGUGUCUGCUUGCGUGACAAACUUACUUAUCAUCACUAUUAUCUGCCAUGCGACCGCGACUCAGGCUAAUCGCGUCGGCAAGAUCACCUUCACGCCAUCAUCGGCUAUCCUCACGAAGCGAAAUUUUAUGCAGGAUUGCAGUGUGGAAGCUGUAACGUACUUUCAGUUACAUCAAGUGCACUUCUUCGCCUUUUUCGGAAUUAUACGCAUCGAUCUUCCGUUGCUUCUUUCGAUAGCUUCUGGUAUAACUACAUAUCUGGUAAUUCUUCAUAGCGCUAACACCUAG
Messenger RNA from Linepithema humile (Argentine ant), 1092 nucleotides. RefSeq lists its product as uncharacterized. NCBI's taxonomy places the organism in Eukaryota, Metazoa, Arthropoda, Insecta, Hymenoptera, Formicidae. Gene Ontology annotation, biological process: sensory perception of taste. The record is from RefSeq and is a predicted model, not a curated record. Gene Ontology annotation, cellular component: membrane.